GUUCCGUACGUCAUGUUAUUGUCAGCUGUCAAUUCGUUGUGUACAGUCAGCCAAACACUACAGCACUGUUGAACAGGCAUUUACAAAUUACAAUAAUUUUCAGUUGUAAUACGGAAAUGUAAUAUUUAUUUGGAUUCGAAUAUAUAUGAAGCCGUUAAAUAGUUAUACGUAAUUUGAAACUGUUGGCGUAACACAAUGUUCAUUCUUUUCGAACAACGAUACAUUUAAAUAAUAAUCGCCUCCGUUGAAAUUGUAGGUGUAUACAAUUAACAAUACAUUGUGAUGUUUGUGAAAAAUCUAAAUAAAAUUAGUGUUUAAGUGUGGUGCAGUAGUUUAUUCCUUAUGAAAUAGAUAUUUCGUGAUAUUAGUGAUAAUGAAUACGCGAGUGUUGUCCGUGUUGAUGUGGAAACAUGCGAUGGUUAGGAAACGAAGGUUUAUCCAGACAGCUGUGGAAUUUGCGUCACCUCUCAUGUUUUUCUUAUUAUUAUUUGCUUUCAAAAAUCAACUAAUACGAAAGCCUUCUGCAGAACAAAGAGACCCAGUGGCCAACACGGAAGUAGUGCCUAUGACAGAUUUCCCGGCUCCCCGUUGGAUCUUGUUCUACCCUGACACACCGCUCACCGAGACACUAAUGGAUGAAGUGGGCCUCAAACUUAAAAUGAAAAAGCUUAACAAGUUUCCUGAUUACACCGUAAGAGGGUACUUUCCUGCUACAAAUAAAAGUCUCAUCAAUGAAUUCGCGUCUAAAAUGAGGUUUAAAGAAGCUAUCGUUAUUUUUCAAAAAAUGUCCGGUGAGACAUGGCCGGACAGACUGAACUACACGAUACGAAUAAAGGACGACUUCGGGAUCAACUCGUACGAGAGCCUCGAUGUUAAUCCUGGACCGCAUAGAAUGUUUGGUAUAAAAUACGAGACGUUCAUGCGUAUCCAGUGGGCGAUCGACACGAGCUACCUUAAACUGCUGACCAGCACUGAAGUUACUCAGGAACUUACGACACAAGAGUUCCCGUACUAUCAGUCUCAAAACAAUGAGAGUAUAGGUAUCGUCUGCUUGCUUAUGAAGACGGUCUGCUGGAUAUCCAUGAUGCUGCCCUUCAUAUUCCUCAUGGGCCGGCUCCUACAAGAACGUGCGACCGGCAUACAGGAACUGAUAAAAAUGGUGGGAGUUUCUCAAAACAUACUAGGAUUGUCACACUUCCUGAACGUGUUGCUGAGCGGGCUGGUGUUCUCUAUCGGAGGUGCCAUACUGCUGAAGACGACCUCCAACCCUCUCAUCAACAACUCCAACGGAUUCCUCAUAUUCCUGAUGCUGCUUCUCUACUUCAACACUAUCAUGGCAAUGGCUUUUGUCUGCAGCUACGUUUCGAAAGGAACGCAGUACGUGGCGACGCUGUCAGUGCUAGCUUACAUCGUGCUAUGGAUCCCGGCGCGGGUGCAGCUCGAGUACGACCUGCCGUACAUAGUCACACUAGCCACUGGGCUCCUGCCACACGUGCCCAUGCACUGGUUCUGGGCGGAAGUCUCUGUGCUCGAGAUGUAUGGUAGUGGAGUAUACUUCAGCAACAUGCUGACAGCAAAAUCAAACUCCAACGUCUCAGUAUUCCUGUGCUUCGUGUUCAUGUUGCUGCAGGCCGGGCUGAUGUACGGCCUGACCUGGUACCUGUCUUUAGUAGCCCCAGGCCAGUACGGACAGGCUCUACCCUGGAACUUCCUCUUUAAGACUCAAUACUGGAGUAAGAAUGAGGUGAUCCCGGAUGUGGAGUCUGAAGAGGAGGAUCCGAUGGCUCAGGACCCGCGGUACUUCGAGUCUCCGCCUGCAAACACUGAGAUCGGAAUCAAAAUUGUCAACGUCUCUAAGGUGUACCCGAAGCAGCGAGUGUUACGUAAUGUGUCGCUGGAGGUGUACAAGGGAGAGAUCACGGUGCUGCUGGGACAUAAUGGCGCCGGAAAGACCACGCUCAUGUCUAUCAUCACUGGUAUGACGAGUGCUACGGAGGGCAACGUGUACGUGAACGGCAAGGACACGCUGCGACAACGUCACGAGGUCCGGCAGAACCUCGGGCUCUGUCCGCAACACAACCUCUUCUUCCCCGACCUCAGUCUGCGGGAGCAUAUCAUGUUCUUUACUAUGUUGAAGCGCGGUACGUACUCGGAGGCGCGGGAGUCGUCCCGUGCGCUGGCGACGCAGCUGGGCCUGCAGGCCAAGCUGGGCGCCAUGUGCCAGCACCUGUCGGGCGGCAUGCAGCGCCGCGCCCAGCUGGCCUGCGCGCUGGCCGGCGGCGCCGACGUGCUCAUACUGGACGAGCCCACCUCCGGCCUCGACGUCGAGACCCGCCGGGAGCUGUGGGACCUGCUACUGUCCCUGCGCGGCUCGCGCACGGUGCUGCUGACGACGCACUUCAUGGAGGAGGCGGACGCGCUGGGCGACCGCGUGGCGGCGCUGCACGCCGGGGCCCUGCGCUGCCACGCCACCACCAUGCAUCUCAAGCGGGCCGUCGGUACCGGCUACCGGUUAUCCUUCACGACGAUUGGUUCGCCUAAAGAGCAAGCGAUCACGAAAGUAGUGACGUCACAAGUGGCGGACUCUACUCUUAAGGAGAUGACCAUAAACUCACUCUCUUACAACCUGCCGGCUGCUAACGUGAAGAAGUUCCCUCAGCUGUUCUCAGCGUUAGAAGAGAAGCGAUCAGAACUGGGCAUCGAUUCCAUCGGUGUUGGCGUCUCUACUCUUGAAGAAGUGUUUCUGAAGUUGUGCAGCGAUGUGGACAAUACGAUGUCUGAAGAUGAAGUGGAUGGCCACGGUGGUCCAGAUAUGUCCGAGGAGCGUCUGACAGGCGUGCUCCUGUACAUGCGACAACUGAAGGUUUUGUUGAUACGACAAGUCAAGUAUGCCAUACACAAGAAGUGGUCAUUUUUAUCACUGCAACUGAUAUUUCCUGUCCUAACGAUUGUCGCGAUGACGCAUUUUACGAACAACUCGGAGUUACAAGAAAAUUCGGAGGGAUUACUCCGUCUGAACCUGGACCUGUACAGUGACCGGCCCGGCCACCGCGUGCUACUGAACCUGCGGGGUGCCGGCGUCGACACCAAGUCCUUCACUAAACACUUCCCACAACUCCAGUUUGAAGAAACCACUGACGUAGCUGAUGCGGUGCUUAAGACUGGGGAGAGAGACAUCUUGGAGUACAACAAGUACAUGGUCGGAAUCGAACUGAAUGACACGAAUGCCAAGACAAGACCAUACAAAGUGUUACCCCCACUGUCCCUGGCGCGCCAGAUCCUGUACACGACGACAGUCCGUCACGCGGCGCCGGUGGCGCUGAACGUGCUCAGCAACGUGCUGGCGGCGCGCCUGCUGCCGUGGGCCGACGGACGGACCAUCUGCACCGUCAACCAGCCCGUGCCCAGCGACCUCAACCUCGACGACGACGUCGGCAUGCCCAAGAACAUGGUCACUCUCAUCACGUGGGGCAUGUGUAUCACAUUCAUAAUCCUAGCGACGAACAUCAACAGUAUCUCCCUGCCGUGCAAGGAGCGGUCGUCGGGCGCGCGCCACAUCCACGUGAUGUGUGGCUGCCCCGCCGAGCUGCACUGGGGCGCCACGCUGGCCGCGCACUGCGCCACCGCGCUGGCCACGCUGGUGCUGCCCGCCUGCCUCGCCGCGCUCCUGCUCGACCAGGACCAGACCAUCAACCAGCAUGACUUCCUAGCGACUCUGGCGUUCAUCCUGAUGCUGUGCAGCAUGGCGUUCUUCGCGUUCAUGUACAUCGUCAGCUUCAACUUCGGGGAGCGGUCCAGCAGUCUCAUACUCGUCAUCUGCAUAAUUUUGUUCGGUUUACUGACACCCUUCAUGGAGGCGGCACAAAAACUCUUCUUAAACUCCCCUCGCGGACUGAUACACAUGGCCCUGGCUACGUGUGGGUAUGUGAUGCCCCCCCACACCGGUGUGACGGCAGUGCUGCAGGCGCUCAAUGUCGGACACCUCAACGCCAUGUGUCAUUAUAUACGCGCCAAGAAAUUCUGCCCAGGAGCAUACGCCAACGAAAACGGAUUCGAUGUAGAAAAGUGCUGCGCCGGCGAGAACCCGCGCUGCUAUUUCUGCAUAGACGACUUCUCUCCCGGCUACAACAUGAUCGUACUCUUUCUGCAAUUCACAGUCCUCAUGGCGAUGGUAUUCCUAACGGAGCGCGGUUUCUUCAACGGCUUGGUAAACAAACUGGCCAACCUCCGCUACCGGCCCACUACGGACGCACACGCGGAUGAAAUGGUACGCGCUGAGAAAGCGUACGUCAGUCGAGCCAUCACUCUACCAUCAAAACAGAUCCCGGACGCGAUGUUAGUAAAUGACAUCCACAAGAACUACGUGUCGAUACUGAAGAAGAGUGUCAACGCUGUCAAGGGAGUCAGUUUCAGCGUCAAAAAAGGUGAAUGCUUCGGUCUGCUGGGUGUGAAUGGAGCGGGCAAGUCCAGUACAUUCAAGAUGCUCACUGCGGAGGAGAGUGCCACCAGGGGCGAUAUCUUCGGGAACGGGUACAGACUCACGCGGGGGAACCCACAGUACCUACAAACGCUGGGCUACUGCCCCCAGUUCUUCGGGCUGGACAUGUUCCAGACAGGUCGCGACAACUUGAGGCUCGUGCUCACACUGCGCGGGUACGACCAGAAACAUGUCCACCAGGAAGUUGAGAAUUGGAUACAUAUUGUUGGGUUGGAGAAGUACGGGCACCGCACGGUGGAGCAGUACAGCGGCGGCUGCGUGCGGCGCCUGGGCGCGGCCGCGGCGCUCUGCGGCGGCGCACAGCUGUGUCUGCUCGACGAGCCCAGCGCCGGCGUCGACGUCGCCGCGCGCCGCAGGCUGUGGCGGGCGCUGCGCCGCGGCCUGCGCCACCAGCGCGCCGUCAUCAUCACCUCGCACAGUAUGGACGAGAUGGAGGCGCUGUGCUCCCGCAUCGCGAUCCUGUCGGGCGGGCGCGUGCGCGCGCUGGGCACGGCGGCCGGCCUGCGGGCCGCGCACGCGCACGGACACGCCGUCGUCUUCAAAGUCACCAACGCACUCUCUACUGACGAAGUGGACGGCGCUAAGCAACAGUUGGAUCGACUGAAGGGGAAGCUACAGGAGACCUUCAACUGUUCACUCAAAGACGAACAUAAGACCAUGUUACACUACCAUAUAAACGACACGAUGCGGUACAGCGAACUGUUCGCGGAGCUAGAAUCUCUAAGGACAGAGUUCCCAACCCUGAUCGAGGACUACUCCGUCACGGAGACAACCCUGGAGGAGGUGUUCCUCUCAUUCGCGAAGGAACAACAGGCAAUCAACCAGACUGUCUAA
Messenger RNA from Spodoptera littoralis (African cotton leafworm), 5332 nucleotides. The record is from the annotation of a GenBank genome assembly. NCBI's taxonomy places the organism in Eukaryota, Metazoa, Arthropoda, Insecta, Lepidoptera, Noctuidae.